AUGACAAGUUGGAUUGGCAGCACCAAACUGAUUCUGUUUGCUAAUCCUAUAAAAGUCUGGAGUAUAAAAGAAGUGGCAUUUGUGCCCAACUGGCACUUAGUUCAAAGCUCAGGACUUAACAAGAAAGUCACUGACAAGACCAACAUAGUCACCACUAGCCGGGCCGCGGCCUCUCCCGGCCGGGCCAGGAAGGCGCGCAGCGGGGGCCUCCCGGGCAGUCUCCGCAGGUUGCGUAGCAUCCUGGCCCCCAGCGAGCAUAGCCGGCUGAGCUCCAACUCCCAGGCCGGGGCUUCAGCGUCAGCGGGCCAGCCUUGCCUCCCCGGGGGUUCCUUGGGCGGCGAGCAUGUGCAGAAGAGGCCAGGGUUCCGAGGAGCCGCGCAUCCCUGCCUUGCCUGCCGCCUCCCCUCCUCCUCCUCCUCCUCCUCCCUUUGCCAUCCCCGCUCCCCUUGCCAUGCCGUGAAGAGCGAGCACCCAGCGAGACCUCGCCCGCCCGCCAGCCCUGCUGAUCUGCCUCCGAUGUUUUCUUGCUUCUGCUUCAGCCUCCAGAACCAUUCCUUCAACAGCCCGGCUGCUUUGCCCGAGUGUGGCGAAGAGACAGAGUCUGUACAUGAAGACCAAGCAGCCAGUUCUAUUCAAAGAGAUGAAAACAAGGAAAACUACCCAGACAAAACUAUAGUCUUAGAGGAAAACCAGGCAGUGUUCCAAGAUACACAGACACCCUGUGAUGGCACAUUAAGGGUUGGAAUGGGGAACUUAAAAUCCCGAAAACCCACAUCUAUUUCAAAAACAGAAAAUGGGAAAAACCAUGAAGAAAGUCAGGACAUGGGAAAUGCAUUGCCCUGGCUCUCUGACUGUCAAAGGAAGACAGGAACUCCUGCUAAUGAUUACCCAGAGAAUGUGGCAUUCAGAUACCAGGAAACAGUCAUCAAAUUUCAACCCAGGACAGACCAGAGUGCAUUCAUUUCACCAAAUGAUCCUACUGAACAUUUGCAGAACUUCACUGAGGAAGAAAGCUCUCAGCUGCCGGCUUUGAAGGAUCCCAUCACUUCCUCCAUCCCAACCAGUGCACAAGUCGAUGGGGACAAUUGCGGAGAGCCCGGACUGGUCAUCAGAGAGGGCCAGGGAGAUGCGGACAGUGGACACGAAGAGCAUCAAUCCUUAGGGACUAGCAGACUGCUAUAUCACAUUACUGAUGGAGAUAAUCCUCUGCUGUCUCCUCGGUGCUCUAUCUUUAGCCAAAGUCAGAGAUUUAAUCUGGACCCUGAAUCGGCCCCUUCCCCACCAAGUGCUCAACUCUUCAUGAUGCCAAGAAGUUCUUCUAGAGGUAGCUGUGAGGAUUGCAAAGAGCCGCAGACAGUAGCACAACUCACAAAACACCUUCAGAGUCUGAAGAGGAAAAUCAGGAAAUAUGAAGAAAAGUUUGAGCAAGAAAAGAAUUAUCGGCCUUCGUAUGCUGACAAAAUAGGAAAUCCAGAAGUAAUGAAAUGGAUGAAUGACUUGGCCAAAAGUCGAAGACAGCUUAAAGAGCUGAAGCUCAAGAUGUCAGAGGAACAAAGCUGCCCCCUCAAAACACCUCAAAGGAGCCUUCAUCAGGAGAGCGCCAAAGAGACUGUGAAGCAGGAUGCAGCAGGAGCUCCCUCGAGCCCGUCGCUAGAAGAAACCAGGGAGGCUGUGAUUAAACGAUUGACAGAAACACGACAACAACUCAGUAUCCCUGAGAACAUUAAGGCUAUGACAAAAAGGCAAAUGGCUUUGGAAAAACUCAGUCUCCAGAAAAGCCUACUCUAUUUUGAAAGUAUUCAUGGACGACCUGUAAACAAGCAGGACAAGAGUUUGAUGAAGCCCCUUUAUGAAAGAUAUCGAAUGAUCAAGCAGCUUCUAUCAACACCAUCUUUGAUUACAACCAUUGAGGAGGAAGAUUCUGAUGAAGAUCAUUCCCAGGGUAGCUACAAAUUAUCCUCUGCUAUGUCCCUCAAUCUGCCUACUGAUGAACACCUAUGCCAUUCAGACGAUGAACGUGAGCCCUCCUUUGUUUCACCGCUGGAUGAAAAGAAAGCCGUCAAGCAGCCUGUUAUCUCAAUGUCCAACUUACAUGAGGCCACAAUGCCUGUGCUGUUGGAACAUCUACGGGAAACAAGAGCUGACAAGAAGAGGCUAAGAAAGGUUUUACGAGAAUUUGAGGAACAAUUCUUUAAACAAACAGGGAGGAGUCCCCAAAAGGAAGAUCGUAUCCCGAUGACAGAAGAGUAUUUGGAGUACAAGCACAUCAAAGCCAAGCUCCGGCUGCUAGAGGUUCUUAUUAGCAAGCAUGAUGUCUCAAAAACCAUCUGAAACUCCAGUGGUCUGAGAUAGUCAAACUUCCUGAUGGUUGGAGAUGAUGAGAAAGAGAGAAAAGGAAAAAAUUACACGUCUGGUUCUUUCUGCACAAUGGGUUCGUCACCUUGAAAUUCUGAUGCACUUUAUUAAUGUUGCACUGCUGCAGAUGAGCGCAUGUGAGAGAUGGGUGUGAGAAUUCAGGAGGAAGGAGUGACUGGAGGACUAGUUCUUCUCUGUGAAUCAUGUCCUAUUUCUGGACCUGGAAUUCAUUUUGACAGGUUUCCCUAAUUAGCCAAAGGAAGGUAGCCGUAGGCACAUGUAGCAGGCUGAGUUGGGCGGAGAGUGAUCACGUGCUUCCCCUCAAAGCUCUGCUGGAAUGUAUUUUUAGGCAGAUGAUGUUACUUUGGCAACCAUACUUAAAAUAUUGGGUGGGCAAUUCAAUUCUUAAUAUAUAUUUCCCUCUCCAUUUGUAUAGCCACACUACCCAAAGGGGAAUAUUGUGCACACUACUGUUGGAUGCGAAAUACUGUUGUCAAUCAUAACCAGAGUAGAGCCAUUGAAUCGGUUAGAUUUACCUAUAUGUUGACUCACUGUUCAGCAGCUGAUUCAACAAGCAUACAGUACAACUCCCUUUAUUCAUAGAUUCAAUAUCUAGAGCAAGGGUCCUCAAACUAAGGCCCAAGGGCCGGAUACGGCCCCCAAGGUCAUUUACCCGACCCUUGCUCAAGGUCAACCUAAGUCUGAAAUGACUUGAAAGCACACAGCAACAACAAUUCUAUCUCAUCAGCCAAAAGCAUCCCAUUGAAAUACUAUAAUAAUAAUAUUUAUUUAUUUGAUCAGUCAUAUGACCAUUUCAAAAUAGAAAUACUAAUAAAUUUAUAUUUCAUAGAAUCAUAGAACUGGAAGAGACCUCAUGGGCCAUCCAGUCCAACCCCCUGCCAAGAAGCAGGAAAAUGGCAUUCAAA
Anolis sagrei ordinatus is the source of this 3281-nucleotide messenger RNA. The record is from RefSeq and is a predicted model, not a curated record. Lineage: Eukaryota; Metazoa; Chordata; Lepidosauria; Squamata; Anolidae.